Messenger RNA from Naumovozyma dairenensis CBS 421, 1509 nucleotides. RefSeq names its product carboxypeptidase C (gene ATG42). The transcript has a single exon. Gene Ontology annotation, biological process: proteolysis. Gene Ontology annotation, molecular function: serine-type carboxypeptidase activity. Gene Ontology annotation, cellular component: fungal-type vacuole. NCBI's taxonomy places the organism in Eukaryota, Fungi, Ascomycota, Saccharomycetes, Saccharomycetales, Saccharomycetaceae. The coding region runs from base 1 to 1509 and encodes 502 amino acids. The record is from RefSeq and is a predicted model, not a curated record.
AUGAAGUUGAACAACUUCUUUAAUGCUCUUUUAUUGACAAGCUGGGCAUCUGUUCCAAUUGAUGCGUUCUCUAUCUUUGAAGAUAUAAACCUACAAGAAACAUUCGGCGUUAGAAAUAGAAAUAUCUUCAAAAAUGAAGUACAAUCUAUUAUUCCCAAAAACUGGCGUUUUAAAAAUGACUUUGAGACUACAAUUGAGUCAACAAUCGACCAAGACUAUUCUUUAAGAGUACGAUCUGUCGAUCCUGCAAAACUACAAAUAGAUUCAGUCAACCAGUGGUCAGGUUACUUGGAUUAUAAGGACUCGAAGCAUUUCUUUUAUUGGUUCUUCGAAAGUAGAAAUGAUCCUAAAAAUGAUCCACUUAUCCUUUGGUUGAAUGGUGGACCAGGUUGUUCUUCCUUUACAGGUCUGUUAUUUGAAUUGGGACCGUCUUCAAUCGGGCCUGAUAUGAAACCAAUCCAUAAUCCUUACUCAUGGAAUAAUAAUGCAUCAGUUAUUUUCUUAGAACAACCGUUAGGUGUUGGCUUUUCAUAUGGUGAUGAAAAGGUAACUUCAACAAAUGUUGCAGGGAAGGAUGUCUAUAUUUUUUUAGAGUUAUUCUUCAAGAAAUUCCCACAUCUAAGAGAUGUCGAUUUUCAUAUUGCCGGGGAAUCAUAUGCAGGGCAUUAUAUUCCUCAAAUUGCUCAUGAGAUUGUCCAAAACCCUUUACGAACCUUCAACUUAUCAUCUAUUAUGAUAGGCAACGGCAUAACAGACCCAUUGAUUCAAUCAGAUUACUACAGGCCAAUGGCUUGUGGGGAAGGUGGACAUAAAUCACUUUUAUCGCAGAAAGAAUGUGAUGAUAUGGUCGGCCCAACAAACCGUUGUCAUCGAUUAAAUCAAGUAUGUUAUCUUACUGAAUCAAAUCUUCCUUGUGUAGUUUCUUCCUCAUAUUGUGAGACUGCUUUGAUGCGCCCAUUUGAGAAGACAGGAUUGAACCCAUAUGAUAUUAGGGGACCUUGUGAAGAUAACUCUAAGGGAGGAUUGUGCUAUAAUGGAAUUAAGUAUGUAGAGAAAUAUAUGAACUUCCCUGAAGUUCAAGAAGUUCUAGGAUCAGAUGUUGAUCACUAUUCAGGAUGCAAUGAAGAUGUUUUUACAGGGUUCUUUUUUACAGGGGAUGGAAGUAAGCCCUUCCAAGGAUUCGUCGGAGAAUUAUUAGAUAUGGAUAUUCCUGUCUUGAUUUACGCAGGUGAUAAAGAUUUUAUUUGUAAUUGGUUAGGAAAUCAAGCCUGGACCAAAGAACUGGAAUGGAAAUAUGAUACGUUUUAUGAACUGCAACCAUUAAAACCAUGGAUUCAUUCCGAGACUAGAGAAGAAUUAGGAGAAGUGAAAAACUAUGGCCCUUUAACGUUCUUAAGAGUCUAUGAAUCUGGUCAUAUGGUACCAUACGAUCAACCUGAAGCAAGUUUGGAAAUGCUCAACGUAUGGCUCUCUGGUAAACGCUCUUUCAGGAAUGGUAAUAAUAUUUAA